This is a messenger RNA of Tigriopus californicus, 2758 nucleotides long. RefSeq lists its product as uncharacterized. The record is from RefSeq and is a predicted model, not a curated record. Lineage: Eukaryota; Metazoa; Arthropoda; Copepoda; Harpacticoida; Harpacticidae. Bases 1504 to 2391 code for a protein of 295 amino acids. The transcript has 5 exons.
GCAUCGUAUCACAAAAAUUAAGACGGUCUGAAUCAUAAGAGAACGAGCAGAAGAAGGAGAAGGAGGAGAGCCGGGGGAAAUCCGACUACGUACAAAUGAUUCUUGGUAGACCCUAGUGUCUGCAGCACCACUUACACACUUUGGUCUUGGUUUCUUCUUUGACUCCCUGUGAGCGUGGUUCGUUCUCUUGGCUUUGAUUCUCGAGCCCGCUUCUGCGUGCUGAUAUCAUCGUAUGUGUGAUAUUUUCGGCACCAUAUGUGAAAUAUACGAGCGACACACGGAGAGACACGGAAAGUAAGUGGGAAACACACACUCACACACACACAUACACACAUACACAACCGCAGAUACAGAAGGAGACCAUUAUGAUCAAAGGUGCUACACUAGAGAGUGAAUUGAAAGUGAGCACGACUGACCGGUGAACACUGAGGACACAUCUUCGGGGUGAGCAGCAUAACUCUUUUAUCCUCUCUCGCCAUUGCCAUUGACCAAUUGACCAAUUUCAAACUGCGGUUUGCUCGACAUCGUUCUCAGCUAAUAAAGAAUCAGCCAUUGUGGCUUCGGCUUUUAGCACAAGCACGUAGAGCCAACACGCUUUAAGUGUUUCUUGGUCAGACUCAGAGGGGGGUUUAAUCCGUUUUCAUCUGGAUUGGCAUCGGAUCAUCGUUUGUUUGAGGCCUUUUUUUAAACAAGAAACGGGAAGCUUUGGUGUGGUUUGAAUUGAACUUUCCUCUCACUUUGCAGACGGUUUUAGCAUUUGCUGAAGCUCAGAAACACUGAGAAACAAGCCGAUACUCGCAUACACACACACACAAUUCUCAUACUCAUCGGAAGUGACUAAACGAAACCAUUUGCUUGGUGAUCCUGAAAGUGAAAAUCAGUGAAACUCGAUAGCGGUCGGAACGAAGAGGAACCAUUUGGUCAAAUAAUUCCAGGGCGAAUUAAGAGCUGGGUUGGUUGGUCUGCAUAAUACAAGCUCCACCACGGCCUCAUAACAUCUGUCGGAUUCGUUCUAAGAAAGUGAGUACCAGGUAGUCGGAAAGUGAGUGAGUUAGGGAAGGAGUCGAGCUCUGACAUUGUGUCAUAUGCGACCAGUGCGAGAUCCCAAGGCAAGAAGAGACCUUUUCGCUGAUUCUUUGGCGAAAGUAAAAAAAAAGACUUAGUCGAACCAUUUCCAGUGAAAACACUUACUUACAUAUACUCGACUUGAGCUGGUACUUUGUCGUUGGUCAGAUUGAGGUUGGCAUUGAAACGGAGGGAAAUCGAUUUGAAUCAUUUGAUGAUAAGAAAGAAGUGCCUUGAUCAAGCUUUAUCUCGAAUCUCUCUUUUGCAGGUAAAUAAACACUCACACAAGUCUUUGACAACAAAACAUUUUGCUUGUGGGUGUAAAGGCGUCGUCCACUUUACCUCGCAUUGUCGUCUUCUUUCCGCUUCAAAGAAGUGCAGUGGUGUGUUUCUGUGCUACAAAAGUGACUUAUUGUGGUGUGACUUUUUCUUCACAAGAUGAAACCCUCCUCUACCAUCUCACAUUGUCUUCGUGUUGUUGGAUGGAUGCUCUUGGCCAACCAAUGCCUGGCCAACGAGUGCAAACCAGAGGCCAUGGCCAGAUGUACGGAUCCUCUGAAGGUGGUCACGGAUAACAAGGACUUGGGAUUCGCCACGUCCAUUGAUGAGCUACAGAAGAUGUGCCCCAAGUUGAUGGAUGGCUUGCGGUGCAUCGACGACUUCACAUAUCGUUGUUUGGAUGAUGAGCAUCGCAACUAUUUCAACACCCUGUAUCAAGGCACCACUCAGGUGAUCGUGGAUCUCUGUCAAGAAGGCCCAUAUCAAAAAGAUUAUCUUAGACACGCCCCUUGUAUGCGAGAGGUCCAAGAAGGGUACGAGCAAUGUGCGGAUGAAUAUCAAGUUCGAAUCAAGAAUUUGAGUGGAAGAUCGGACGAAGGAGCGCAAACCGAGAAUGAAGAGAAUGUCCAACUUUUGUGUUGCUCAUUCCAACAGUAUUUGCAUUGCUCUGAGGGCGUGGUCAACCGAACCUGUGGACCCGAAACAGCUCAAUUCACUAAAAGCUUCUUAGACCGAAUGUCUGGACCGCUCAUCCAGGGCCAUUGUCAGGCUUACGAGCAUGGCAGCCACGGAUGUUCUCACGCUCCCCGGUUAGGCGAUGAUUACCCCAUUGCCACGGAUGGUCAAUAUUCCAAUGAUAAUCAUCAACAGCACCAUGAUGGCUCCAAUGCCAGGCCUCUGUGGCCGGAAUAUUCUGCAGCCUCACCUCGGAACAAUGAUGUAUCAUCGGCUCCGUCAGUCUCGUUGGCUCACGGAUCCAUGACCUUUCUGUCUAGUGUCUUCGCCUUUGUCAUGAUGACCAAUUGGUGCACGUUGAUGAUGAGAUAGGCUUCUGUUCGUUUCUUACUCCGCCAAUGUUGAGCUUCAAUUGCUGUGACCCUCUGGACAAACCAAUUCACGAACCGCCAUGUCAACAUCAACCACAAUAAGAGAAAGAAAAGAAAACGAACAUGACUUGUGAGGUUUGCCCGAAAAUAUCAGAUGUACAGGCGGACUCCCGUUCUUAAUAAAGCAUUGUUAUUUUCCGUUUGGACCCGCGAGUCCGCUAAUCUAAUAAUAUAAAAGAAAGCAAAACCUGGCGACAUCCCAAUCUCUUCAAGGUAUGCGAGAGGAAGAAAUGCGCAAUUGAUUUUAUGAGUUGUUAUAUGUUCUUUUAUACUCUAAUUGGAUUUGAAAAUAAACUUUUAUACAUAGA